UCCCAGCAGAAUGGUGGUGGUCCGGUUUUUGGAAUCUGAGGCUACCCUUCAGGGGAUAAUCGGUAAAGUUCAAGAUGCCAUUGGAUGUCAUGACCCAAUGGUAUUGACUGAUGUGCAGGGGAAUGCAAUUUUGGAGUCUGAAGGCACAACUGGGUCCCAGUACUGGAAACAAAAUGCUAGAAAGAUUCUUGCUAUACAAGAACAGGCCUUCCAGGAGGUACAGGGCUCUAAAAGGAGGAGAAUGAGCCGAAAAGAUGAAGAUGCUGCUGGAAUUGGAGAGGUCACUGAGAAGAUAGAAGAGCUUGUACUGGCAUCACAGACCUUACCAGAUAUCACUGCAGCAAUCAGAGAGCUCACCAAUCUAGCUGCCACUCAAAGAGUGAUCCUGACUCCUUCCCAGCUACAGACCAUCAAGCAAGGAUUCUGCUGUGUUAUUUGUAUGAAAUUCAUCGAGGAGCCAGUCUUCACAGAGUGUUGCCGGAGCAUUAUUGGCUGCAAAACAUGUGUGGUACAGUGGCAGGAGACCUCUGUGCACUGUGCAAAAUGUAGAGGGAACACUGCAAACAACACCAUAUUUGAAAUUAAUGGUCUGUCAGAGACAUUUUCUGUUCUGAGAUCCCUUUUUGAAGAGGAGUAACAUGUUGAAUUUUUACACAAACAAAUUUAAAGUUAACAGUCUUCAAGUUAAAUAGAGCUAAUGGCUUUUCACACAUUGCGCUGAGUUGUGGUUAUAAGACAGAGCAAUGCCUGUUUGUAUGGGGCAAAGUCAUUGUUCACUGCUCUAGAGUACAAUUCUGAAAUGUCUGAAUAAUGCUCGGCAAACUGGUUCUCAACUGUAAUCUUGUCCUGUUCAGUUGAAAAUGGAUCAACUCCAAAAGUUGAAUGCCUGGUCAGUGAUGAUCCCAGCUGUUGGCUGUAAAGGUCUGCUGCUUCAGCUGAAUGAGGCAACAGCUCCUGUUGGAUUUUUUUGGGACACCCACGGCCAGCCAAGUCAUUUGGUGUUCCUUUACCUGUAAAAUAAAGAACAUACUGUUGGUAUUGAAACUUA
Messenger RNA from Cyprinus carpio (common carp), 1048 nucleotides. Its product is annotated as E3 ubiquitin-protein ligase UHRF2-like. The record is from RefSeq and is a predicted model, not a curated record. Bases 11 to 637 code for a protein of 208 amino acids. The transcript is spliced from 4 exons. NCBI's taxonomy places the organism in Eukaryota, Metazoa, Chordata, Actinopteri, Cypriniformes, Cyprinidae.